GAGGCAAGUGUGCUUUUGUACAGACUGGAGCUCAGAGCAGGAGCGAACAACUGCUGCAACCUCAUGCCUGUUUUUUUGUUGUUGUUUUUUUUUUUCUUUCUCUGAAAGAUUUUUGGACUGAAUCCGAUUUUGCUUUUGUCUUGUUUUUUUUUUUUUUUGUUUUUUUUUUGUUUAAUUUAACUUUGUGUACACUGAAUAUGCUUUGUGAAAACCGGCUGCUGCUGCUACUCCAGCCCUUUAAAGGCUCUGUGCUUUGAUUCAGCUGAUUUUAAAUGUGAAUGCAAAGAUUUUUUUUUUCUUUUUUUAAUCAUCCUGACAGUAUUAUUGUAUUGCUCCAGCGCCUCCGGUUCUCCUCUGGGGCCUUAUUCAUUAGUAAGCACAAUCAUCAGGUUACACGCGGCAGCAGGGCUACGUGACUGCACUCAUUCUCAAAACCGGGAACGGACGACUUGGAAAUUCCGUGUCAGCAUUUUUUCUUCUUUUUUUUUUUUCUUUUUGGUUUCUCUCCUGAGAAGUUUGGAACUUCUUCUUGGAUUGUGUUUUAUUAUUGUGCGCAUCGCUCAGGAGUCAUCAUCCCCCCUCCCCCCCGUUCGUCUCCACUCGCAGACAUCGCGAAAUGAAACUCGGUUUCGUCCUCCAGACCGCGGUGGCACUUCAUCUGCUGCUCUCACCUGCACAGUGGUUAAUUACCUGGCAGUGAAUGAUUCCCUCCCUUAACCACAAGACUACAUGGCACCCCGCUACUCCUCAGAUUCAUCUUGCAAAACCUCUCGGGGAGUUGGGAACCAUCAGUGUGAGAGUCUACCCUUGUUAGAGAUAAACAAUACAACUGAAGUGUUGAUGUUCCAAGAGGUGUGGGGUCGCAGCUACUGCCGGACCAUCGAGAAGCUGGUGGAGGUGGUGCAGGAGUACCCGACAGAGGUGGAGCACAUCUACAGCCCCGCCUGUGUGCCACUGGUGAGGUGUGCAGGUUGCUGUGGCGACGAAAACCUCGAGUGUCAUCCCACCCAAACCACAAACGUCACCAUGCAGCUGUUGAAAAUCAGGCCAUCAGAGCCGGAUAAAGAAUAUGUUGAGAUGACGUUUGUGGAGCACCAGACAUGUGAAUGUAGAAUGAGGAAACCUAUUGUGAAGGUCGAAAGGAGACGGCAAAGAGAAAGAGGAAGAGGAAGGAAGAGGAAGGAGAGACAAAAAACGAAAGACUGCGACAGGUGCCAGAUCCCUCGCAGGUAACUGCAGUGGCGACCUGACCCCCUGUUGCAGUGUGGCUUGCUAUUUAUUUCCAACCCAGCGUCAGCAUCAAGAGUCUCCUACCAAUACUGUGCCUGCAGGCAGAGGCUCGAACAGCUGGGAUGUUUUUCGCUGACACGCCCCUCCUGCUGAUGGGCCCCAGCGCUUGUGAUGACGAGCUUCAACAGGAAGUGCGUUUUGAUCGGUGGAAACACUGCUGUUACACACCUGACACGAUGGACGUGCCUGGGAGCCAGUGCAAUGUAGAACCGACCAGACCAAUGCCUUCUCUUUUCUCCUAGUUAGUACUGUGUCACUUAAUGUAAUUUGGUCAUUUCUUUGGUAUUUAAAGGUGUUUUAAAGUCUAUAUUUAUUGAUACAGCUUGAAUAUAUUUGGACCAGCGACCUUUAAAAAGUUUGCCAUUAUUUGUUCUGACAUUUUUCAAAAAAAAGCCUCGACCUAGUCAUAGCAGCAUAUGUUGGACUGAGUGUGCAGCUGCUUUUUACAUGCAAUAAUGUAAUGUCUCCCUCUAGUGUCUGUGGAAACAGUGAUCAAAACUGCUCUACUGGAAAGUCCCAUCACUUCAUCAGCUUAUUAAAAUGCUCUAUCAAUCACUUAUGAAAGAAUAGACUUGAGUUUUAAGUGUUUUACUGUCAAUCAAUUCCUGAAUAAGAAAAAUAUUUAUAAGAAAAGUUUUGUUUCUACAGAUGAGUGUGUACGAAUAAAUAACCGAUCAAAUUGAGAAAAAGCUAAAUUGUUUUUUAUUGUUUUGGCAGGUUGGAUACAAUGUUAGUUAUGUAUGUUUUAUAAGUGAAGUCUGAGUCAUGGCUGAAUAAACGAAGCAGGUUAAAAAAAAACGUGGAUGUGGAGUGGCUACAGCUCUGGAUAACCAGGCCUGCUGCAAGAGACCGUGUUCUAACAAUACAGACAUCAGUACAUUUCAAAAAGCACAGCAGGAGGUGCAUAGUAGGCUGCAGAGCCAACGUGACAAGCCCAGUAGGAGCGGGCAGAUCAAUACUACAGUUAUCAGUACCCUCAAGCAAUACACAUUACAUAUUGAUGCCUAUUAAAGAGCAUCAGUUAUAGUUACUGUUUUCUUAUCUUACUGUGACUGAGGGUUCUCGCAGUUUUAAAAGCAUUUCUCUGCUUUUUGCUGUUAAACAGUGCAUACUUGUGUCCACCUCGAUGACACAAGACCACCAUAAGCCCCACACCACGGGUGUCUUCCUUUGUCUGUUUUUGGAAACACUGCAUUAAGGAAGGGAUCAAUUGAAGUAGAUUAUGUAAAAGGAUGUUUUCUUGUAAUUUUUUGUUUUGUUUUGUUUUCAUGUACUACACGAAGAAAAUCUAUGAAAAUGUUAGUAUUUUUGUUUCAGUUGAAUAUUUAUUUUUUAAUUAAAUUGUUAUGGUUGUCA
This is a messenger RNA of Acanthopagrus latus (yellowfin seabream), 2646 nucleotides long. It is a transcript of the gene pgfb, whose product is annotated as placental growth factor b. Gene Ontology annotation, biological process: induction of positive chemotaxis; positive regulation of endothelial cell proliferation; response to hypoxia. The record is from RefSeq and is a predicted model, not a curated record. Gene Ontology annotation, molecular function: chemoattractant activity; growth factor activity; vascular endothelial growth factor receptor binding. Gene Ontology annotation, cellular component: membrane. NCBI's taxonomy places the organism in Eukaryota, Metazoa, Chordata, Actinopteri, Spariformes, Sparidae. The transcript is spliced from 8 exons. Bases 730 to 1233 code for a protein of 167 amino acids.